CUGAUGUGAGUUAUGUAGAAACCAUUCUGGAAUGUCAGUAUAUAAAAGUAAAAGUAGUACUUUCGAAAAGACGUUGAAUACGAACAAAAGCAUAGAAACUGAUACUGCAUUAAAUAUGUUGGAGAGAAUUAACGAAAAUGUUGAACAUUUAAUGAGGGCUGUAGCAGAAAUGCACCUACAAUUAGAUGAUGUUUCAGCACAACUGGCUAAUAAAGUUAUCCGCAACGGUCAAAAUAAAUCUAAUACAGACAGAAUUAAAACGUUCUUACCAUUAAAAUUCAGUCAGAAAGUGGGUCUGAUCCUAGCAACACAAGUGGUCCUUCAAUAUCAGAAGAUGCUGAACUCUUGUUCCUUAAAAGGAAGUGUGAUAUUGCGGCAGCAACCAUCAGUCACCUAA
This is a messenger RNA of Ooceraea biroi (clonal raider ant), 397 nucleotides long. RefSeq lists its product as uncharacterized. The record is from RefSeq and is a predicted model, not a curated record. Lineage: Eukaryota; Metazoa; Arthropoda; Insecta; Hymenoptera; Formicidae.